AUGACUCUCCUGAACGUGAAGGUAGUCUUCGUUCUCGGGGUCUUGUAUGGUGCAAGCAGGUUGCUGGUUGACCAGCUGUCGCAGCUAGCGUUCCCCCACUGCGACCACCCGACGAAGUGCUUCGACUACGAGGAGGAGCUAGCCGCCAGCAUUCACCCCGAAGCGGACCCGUGCGAUAACCUGUACGAUCACGUCUGCGCCAAAUGGGACAGGCUUCACCCGCAAGACCAUCCGUCAACCUGGGGCCAAAUACGUUUGCUCCAAGGUCGCGUGCUGUCGUUCUUGCUGGGUAAGCUCCAGCAGUCGCCCAGCGAGCAGCCCAUCCUGGCGAUGCAGAGGACAGUUUCCGGCUUCCAGAGCUGCCUCAAAGUUUACGCGGAGCGCAGAGACGACACGAAGCUCUUUGAAGAAAUUCUGAAAAACGAAGACGCCAGAAGCGACGACCUCGAAGACAUCACCUCAAUCCAAGGUUUGGAUGAACAGCCUCCCGUAAUCGCUGAGCAGCCUUCAACCCCCUUCGCUGGCCCCAGCAGAGAUGCCUCGUCCAACCAAACAGGAGACGCAGGGACUGAGAAUGGCCAGCUUGAGGCGACCCCUUCCACGUCCUACCCUGCUGCACGAAAUACACCACGUGCUAGAAGGCCUAGUGAAAAGGAUGCAAAUUAUCAAUUCCUUGAAAAAAGAAUGCGGCACGACUUGCUCAUUAAAGAAAAAGACUUUGCCCUCGAGUCGAGGCAUCUGGCACUCGAAGAGGACAGGCUGGCCUCGGGAAAAGAGCGGACUUUCAACGAAGAGAAGAGGGGCGAGGAGCAGGAGGCGGCAUUCAACGAGUUCCAUCACCGUUUAGAAACUCCGCCUGUUCUUGCCCACUUUGACGUGGAUGUGCCGACAAUGAUCGACACCGAUGCCAGCAACGUUCUGUUCGACAUAUUCAAGAAGUUCAACUUCGAGUGGCCUUCGUUAACGCUUCCCCGGAACUUUGACCUGAUGGAGUACCUACUGGGCAUGUCCUUUGAGUACAAUCUUGCGACGCCCGCCUUGCUUAGCCUCACGCCAGACCUAAAGACCGACAAGCGGUAUGGCCUCUCUUUCGAAAUCUCAUUGAACAUUGAAGAGGACGCAUUCGACGCUGAAGACAUAGCCAGUUGCAUCUCAUCGGUGGUGCCAUCUGGGACAGGCGAUUCGGCCUUGAAUUUCGCCAAACGAAUCCACACCGUUUUCUCAGACAUAUUGACUACCGUGAUAGCCGUGUUUCUCAACGACCAACGGGUGGUGACCGUUUACACUACCAUCGAGAAGCUCGCGAACGACACCACUGGGCACACCAAGAAGGAAGCCUGGCUUAAGGUCAUCAACAACCACCUGCCCAUGGCUGUCGGCAAGACAGUGGACGUGCUGACGCUCAACAAUAGUGGCUUGCUUCUCAAAACGAUCCUCGACAACACGAAGCGGUCCGGCUACGUUGAUCUCGUUCUGUACGGAGGCUGGAAUAUUCUCGUCAAUCUGCGCACAGCGGUGUCGUCUCCACUGUCGAAAUGUGUGGCUGAAUUGGCUUCGGUGUUGCCCCAGCUGCAGUCCGCGGUUAAAUGCUUGGAAUCAGUGAAUGAGGUUGCGCCAUUCGCCCUCGGCCGGUUUGCCAUCGACAGCCUGGAGCUACAUCGUAACAUCAAUCACACGAACAACACGUGGAACGCAGUUAAGAAGGCCACUCGAGAAAACUUCGCUAAGCUCUCGUGGAUGGACGAAUCAACCGCCAAAGGCGCCAUCGAGCACGUCGACAGCCUGAUUACUGUCCUUCCUCUGCCGCAACACCUCUAUACAAACGAAGCACUCCAGGCACACUACGCUUUCCUGGAUCCGAAUGUCUCGCAGCCGUUCAUUCAUUGGCUGUUUAAAACAAAGCAGAGACGCCUUCAAGAGCAGAAGCGCCUUUUCAAAGAAUCCACAGUGACCAUUUACCGUGACGACUUUGACUACAGCGCAUUCACCGUGAACGCGUUUUACGUGCCCCUAAUGCACAUCAUGGCCAUCCUGCCGGCGAUCAUGGCAGCGCCGUUCAUGCCACAGGAGGUGCCGGCGACGAUCCACUACGGCGCCAUGGGAAAAGUAUUAGGACACGAACUGACGCACGCCUUCGACCCAUUGUUUAGCAACCUCACUAGGACGGGGGAAGUCGGCACAUGGUGGUCGAAGCAGUCAUUCGACAACUUCCGCGGCCGUUUAGAGUGCCUCCGGCGCCAGCUACAGAGUUACACUGAAAACGAGGUGCACAGCAAGAACGCGCUGUCGGAAACAUUCGCCGACACGGCCGGAACUGCCAAGGCUCGGCUAGCCUUCACCUCUCUGCCGGCAGAGAAGGGUGUUCUGGGAUAUACCCAGGAACAGUCGUUCUUUAUCGCUGGCUGUUUCGCGUUUUGCUCGGAGGGUGGUUACGAUUGGAAAGAGCAUGAUAAAUACCCUGCCAUGGUGUUACGGUGCAAUAUACCCGCCCUAAACGAGAAGAAGUUUGCGACCGCAUUCAACUGCCCUAAAGAAUCGGCGAUGAACCCUGAGAAACGUUGCACAUUCCAUUGAUUGGAACCUACAGAAAGAAUAGAUAUAUCGUUCCAGCAG
This is a messenger RNA of Dermacentor silvarum, 2613 nucleotides long. RefSeq lists its product as uncharacterized. Lineage: Eukaryota; Metazoa; Arthropoda; Arachnida; Ixodida; Ixodidae. The record is from RefSeq and is a predicted model, not a curated record. Gene Ontology annotation, cellular component: plasma membrane. The transcript has 6 exons. Gene Ontology annotation, molecular function: metalloendopeptidase activity. Gene Ontology annotation, biological process: protein processing. The coding region runs from base 1 to 2574 and encodes 857 amino acids.